CUUGUCUUCGUCAGGAAGCUACAUUUUAUUUCUAGCCUUUUAAUUUCGUCUUUGUAAAAGAUAUCUUGAUGUUUCAUAGCAUUGUAGAAUAUUAUGCCGAUAGCCAGGAUAGAUGUGGCUACUGCAAAAGUCCCAAUACAAAUUUCAGCCAUGGUAUGUGGGCACAUUCCAUGACUGUUAGCGACUAUCAAGAUCUCAUCGAUAGAGGCUGGCGGAGAUGUGGAAAAUAUUGUUACAAGCCGACUAUGGAUGUUACUUGCUGCCCCAUGUACACUAUAAGGUGUAGAGCAUUAGAAUUUAAAGCUACAAAGUCUCAGAAGAAAGUAUUGAAGCGUUUCAAUAAAUAUUUAGUGGGACAAGGUACAAAUGAGAAAUCUGAGUCGACCGGGGAUGGCAACAGGAAGAUGUCUACUUGCAGUAGUGAGGCUGACAUGGCAGAGGGAGUGGAACAAUUCCUGGAGAGUACAAAUGUGCCACAGAAUAUAAACAUUAGCAACAUUGUAAAGGCAGAUGAAGAUGAGGCUUUUGCAGAUGCUAAAGAGCAAUCUAAAGAUGAACCAAAUGUAGCAAUAGAAUCUGCUUCUAAGCCAGUAAGCAAUCCAUUAGAUAAAAGUAAGCCAAAAGAAAUUAAUAAAGGUGAAGGCUAUGACCCAGCGAAAGCUCCAAGUAAAAAAGCAAAGCAAUUAAGAUUGGAGAGGAAAAUGGAGAAACUUAAGGAAAAAGGGAUUGAUAUUAACUCUUUGUCCAACAAAAACAAAAAUAAGGAUAAAGAAGUAGAGGACUUUAUAAAUGAAUUACCCGAUGAUGUCAAACAGAAAUUGGAGAUAAAAUUAGUGAGAACUGCACCUCCGAGCCCUGAAUGGGAGGCAACUAUGAAAGAGACUUGUGAAGUUUACGCCAAGUAUCAGACAAUCAUACAUAAUGACAAACCUGAGAAAUGUACACCAACAAAGUUCCAAGGCUUUUUAGUGCAGAGCCCAUUGCUGGAAGAACAUAGUGAAUCUGCCCCCCCUUGUGGCUAUGGCUCUUUCCAUCAACAAUAUUGGCUUGACGGAAAGCUCAUAGCCGUUGGUGUUAUAGACAUACUACCCAAGUGUGUCUCAUCCGUUUAUUUCUUCUACGACCCAGCGUAUACACAUCUUACACUGGGCACUUAUGGAGCUUUGAGGGAGAUAGCAUUUACUAGACAGCUGCAGUCAGUCAGUCCCGCGCUAAAGUAUUACUACAUGGGCUACUACAUCCACUCCUGUAAGAAGAUGCGGUACAAGGGCAACUUCUAUCCUUCAGAUCUAGCGUGCCCUGAGACUUAUAAGUGGUUCCCGUUAAAGGACUGUAUUCCUAAGCUCGAAGUAACGCCAUAUUCUAGACUAGACCCGGACAUUGAUAGUGUUGACGACAAAUAUCCGAAAGAUGACGAUAUUAAUUAUGUACCCGUGUUGGCUAAAGGUGUUGUAAUGCCAUAUAAGACGUACAAGAGGAAAAGUAAGAAAAGUAACUUUGAAGAGCUAUUACUGCAGUAUUCACAAUUAGUUGGAGUGGUUUGUGCCAAGCGGAUGAUAAUAGUAAGUCAAUAAUGAAGUUACUAUAGAAAAUGUUGUUCUUUCAAGUUAAUUCCCACCUUCAAUGUACUGUUUGUUCUUUGUACUUAAAUAGUGUUUUGUGAUGGAAUAAUAUUUAGUGUUAACUACCUUCGCCAUUUACUAGUAUUUUACGGAUUGUACCCGGGUGUUAACGCAUUUAUCGAUGCCGCAUCAGCAUAAACAG
Messenger RNA from Cydia amplana, 1764 nucleotides. It is a transcript of the gene Ate1, whose product is annotated as arginyl-tRNA--protein transferase 1. Gene Ontology annotation, biological process: protein arginylation. Bases 69 to 1574 code for a protein of 501 amino acids. Gene Ontology annotation, cellular component: cytoplasm. Gene Ontology annotation, molecular function: arginyl-tRNA--protein transferase activity. NCBI's taxonomy places the organism in Eukaryota, Metazoa, Arthropoda, Insecta, Lepidoptera, Tortricidae. The record is from RefSeq and is a predicted model, not a curated record. The transcript has 8 exons.